GAAGCGUUGGCGUCUGCCGAAAUAAACUUUCCCGGGUUAUGUAAAUGCACGAUCUCGGCAUGUGUUGCCUCCCGCCGGUAUAAAGGUCGGCUCUGCCCCCAACAGUCCAAGAGUUGCUCGCGAACUUCACGCCGGCAACCAUCGGGAGAGGAAUAACGAUCUAUAUGUGACGCUGCCUGCUUGGACUUCUCUUACCUGUUCAAUAUCCUUUACCUUUACCACCCGAGGCAUCUCACUUUCUCGUGACCAGGCCACCUUACCAUUCUCGUAUUACACAAACGAAACAGACGUCGUGCCGACCAGCAUGCGCGCCUUGCUAGUGAUCGCGAUCGUUGGUCUUGCCCAUGGUCAAGAAUACUUUCGAGAACCUGAAAAGGUAUUGAGCGAAUCUCGUGACCUUGGGGAUACACGAGGCCAUUACUCGUUUGCAUACGAGACCGAGGGUGGAAUUCUUCAGAAAGAAAGUGGUAGUAGGAAGUAUGCCGGUACACCGGAUGAAACUCAGCUGAUUCAGGGUUCCGUUCAGUACAAUGCUCCCGAUGGAACACCGAUUGCUAUGAGCUGGACCGCCGAUGAGUUUGGCACUCAAGUAUCGGGUACUCAUAUCCCAACUCCACCACCAAUUCCACCAGCGAUUCAACGAGCUCUCGAGUGGAUUGCCAAACAACCCUCGACCAGUGAGCAACCGGAUCUCCCUCAACCACACCAACAGCAACAGCCGAAGCAACAACCCUCUUACAGUCAAAAUGCUGUUAUCAAUAAUAACAUUAAUCGUCCUAACAGAGUGCUAUCGAAUAAACGGUUCUGAAAGUAGUAUUAUUUAAGCUAGCGUAGAGAUCCGUCGUCCGAUCGUGAAUUCGCGUAAUGUUAAAUAAAUUUUUAUGGUUUUUUUAUUUUUUAUACAAAAAGAAAAAAGUAUAUAAAUAUAAAUAUAUAUAUAUAUAUAUAUUAUAUAUAUCGAAAGAUAUAUAUAAGAGGAAGAUACAAAAGAAAAUGAAAUUUUAUACAAAAAUUUAAGGAGAAUGAUAGUCAUUUGUGAUCUCAUUAAAGGGUUUGAAAUCGAAAUCGAUGAAAAAUAAAGGACUUUUCUGUUUUUAUUCAAUCAAGUUGUAGUAUAAAUGAUCAACAGGAGGAAAUCGAUGCAACUUUAUAAAUGUCACAGAUUUUUUUUUAACCAUUAAAUUUGUGUUAAUUUUAAGAUAUAAAACGACGAAUUUUGAAAAUUUGUUAUAAUUUUAGGAGUAGAUAUAAAUACUCUCAUUUUGUAAUUCCUGAAUACAUUUUUAUUUAUAAUGUAUCUCGAAUGUGUAACGAUUAUGCUCGUUGAAUUUAUCUUUUUUGCUCGAAGCGAGUGUACAAUAUUAUGGAAAGUUUUAUUGUUAAUUCAAAAAGUUAUCGCGAUGGUGACUUUUUAAAUGAAUAUCAAAUGAUAUAACGGA
This is a messenger RNA of Vespa crabro (European hornet), 1439 nucleotides long. It is a transcript of the gene CPR17, whose product is annotated as endocuticle structural glycoprotein SgAbd-4-like. The record is from RefSeq and is a predicted model, not a curated record. Gene Ontology annotation, molecular function: structural constituent of chitin-based larval cuticle. Bases 305 to 808 code for a protein of 167 amino acids. The transcript has 2 exons. Lineage: Eukaryota; Metazoa; Arthropoda; Insecta; Hymenoptera; Vespidae. Gene Ontology annotation, cellular component: chitin-based extracellular matrix.